Molecule: messenger RNA, 1771 nt
Organism: Delphinapterus leucas (beluga whale)
Lineage: Eukaryota; Metazoa; Chordata; Mammalia; Artiodactyla; Monodontidae
Gene: DHRS9
Product: dehydrogenase/reductase 9
Biological process (GO): steroid metabolic process
Cellular component (GO): intracellular membrane-bounded organelle
Molecular function (GO): oxidoreductase activity
Source: RefSeq, a predicted model, not a curated record
CACUUUGAGUUUGACAGGAGCCCAGGCACCUCCACCCUAAGAGGAUCUUUGACGUCAGGGUGGCACAACCCUUCUUUCCCCAGCACAGCGGGCAGAUCGGGCAGAUCACAACAAGCAGCCCAGCCAGUCCACACCAGCUUCUGUGUCCCCGUUCAUCUUAAAUAAGGGCACACUGGGUACCGUGGGCUGCCUCCCUCCUGCAGGAAGCAGGAUGCAAGAGGAACAUAACUGGUGGAGGAGCUUCUUCAUCCCACUGAGUGAGGGAACUUACAAGGAUAAAUACCAUCUCAGCCGUAUUAUCAGGGACAUCAUAAUCAUUAUAAUUUUAAUCAGACCCUCAACGGACCGCUUGUUGCCUUACGUAAGGCUAUUUCAGGACGCCACCUUCUUUUACUGUUCAAGAAAGAAGUGUCUCUGUCAUACACAGGGGGAAAUGCUCUUUUGGGUGUUAGCCCUCCUGAUCCUUUGUGGUUUUCUAUGGCAUUAUAAAGGACAGCUAAAGAUCACAGACAUCACUGAUAAGUACAUUUUCAUCACCGGGUGUGACACUGGCUUUGGAAACUUGGCAGCCAGAACUUUUGAUAAAAAAGGAUUUCAUGUAAUUGCUGCCUGUCUGACUGAAUCAGGAUCAACAGCUUUAAAGGAAGAAACCUCAGAAAGGCUUCAUACGGUGCUUCUGGAUGUAACUGACCCAGAAAGUGUCAAGAGGACUGCCCAGUGGGUGAAAAACCAAGCAGGGGAGAAAGGUCUCUGGGGUCUGAUCAACAAUGCUGGUGUUCUCGGCGUGCUGGCGCCCACCGACUGGCUGACAGUGGAGGACUACAGAGAACCUAUUGAAGUGAACCUGUUUGGACUCAUCAGUGUCACGUUAAAUAUGCUUCCCUUGGUCAAGAAAGCUCGAGGGAGGGUUAUCAACGUCUCCAGCAUUGGGGGUCGGCUUGCAUUCAGCGGAGGGGGCUACGCUCCAUCCAAAUAUGCAGUAGAAGCCUUCAAUGACAGCUUAAGGCGGGACAUGAAAGCUUUUGAUGUGCACGUCGCAUGCAUUGAACCAGGAUUGUUCAAAACAGAUCUGUCAGAUCCAGUAAAGACCACCGAAAGAAAACUCACCAUUUGGAAGCAUCUGUCUCCAGAUAUCAAACAACAAUACGGAGAAGGCUACAUCGAAAAAAGUCUAGACAAACUGAAAGGCACUACAUCCCUUGUGAACACGGACCUCUCCCUGGUGGUGGAAUGCAUGGACCACGCUCUCACAAGUCUCUUCCCUAAAACCCAUUAUGCUGCUGGAAAAGAUGCCAAAAUUUUCUGGAUUCCUCUGUCUCACAUGCCAGCAGUUUUGCAAGACUUUUUACUGUUGAAACAGAAAGUAGAGCUGGCUAAUCCCAAGGCAGUGGGACUCAGCUGACCACAAACGCCUGCCCCAGGCUAUGAGACUGGCUGAUUCCAAGGACACAUCUCCUUCUCCAUCUCAUUCUUUACCGAAUCCAACCUGGACUCAUUUAGAUGAUGCUUCUUUUGGUAAAAGAAGAGAUCCCACCGUCACUGAUGAUGUCCCAGGGUCCCUUUUCAAACUUUAUUUGAAAAGAUGGGCAGGUAUGACACCUGCCCGACAUUUAGGCUUUGCCUGCUUGGUAUGAUGUAAGGAAAAUGGGAAGGCUUUCCCAUCCAAAAUGAUCUCCACGCCUUGCCUGCCCCAUGCUUCUAGUCCACAGCACUUAAAAGUAAUCCCUGAAUGUUAAAUAUUUGUCCCUUAUCAAAACAUUGAGAGAUAAGU